Molecule: messenger RNA, 2149 nt
Organism: Drosophila guanche
Lineage: Eukaryota; Metazoa; Arthropoda; Insecta; Diptera; Drosophilidae
Gene: Gga
Product: ADP-ribosylation factor-binding protein GGA3
Exons: 5
Coding region: 125-2128 (667 amino acids)
Biological process (GO): intracellular protein transport; vesicle-mediated transport
Cellular component (GO): trans-Golgi network
Molecular function (GO): small GTPase binding; ubiquitin binding; phosphatidylinositol binding
Source: RefSeq, a predicted model, not a curated record
UAAUACCUAAAAGUGUCAUCAUUAAUGGGCCGCAACAACAACAUCAUGUUUUUUGUUUAAAUUCACCGCAUAUAUUGUACUUCCCGAGUUAAAAGCAUAUUCCCAUUGCAAGCGGAGUGGUAAAAUGACAACCGACGAGAGCAUUAUGGAGGAAAUGCUGGAUCGAGCAACAAAUCCGGCUAAGGAAAGGGUAGACGAGUUGGGCGUGCAAAUGUUUUGCAUUGUGGUACGCAGUCACGUUCAUCUGGUGCACAAGGCGCAGGAGAUGAUUGUGGCCAAAGUGCGGUCGGCAAACGUAACUGAAGCAACGCGAGCCAUUUCGCUGCUGGAGGAGUGCAUGACUCAGUGCGGCGAAGAGUUUCAGGACGAGGCCGGGAAGUUUCGCUUCCUCAACGAACUGAUCCGGCUGGUGUCGAAGAAGUACAAGGGCUCCGAGACGCCGCACGAGGUGAAGCAGCGGAUUAUGGAGUGCCUGCUGCUGUGGACCACCGAGUUUCCGCAGCGUCAGAAAAUACGCGACGCCUACGACAUGCUACGCAACGAGGGCGACAUCGAGCAUGGCCAGACAGAGGCGGCGGUGGCCAAGCGGGAGAGUGUGCUGGGCACCAUUGAUGAGGCGAUGUUCGCCAAGCUGAUCAAGAGCAACAAUCAGGAGAACUUCAAGCGUGCGAAUCUGCUGCUGCAGUACCGCAUGGCACAGGAGGCGCGACGCAACGAGCUGCUGUCCCAGCAUCGGCUGGAACUCAACGAGGUGCUGAAGACGAUGGAGCUGCUCAACCAAAUGCUGGACACCUACGAUCCCUCCAACAAGGAUGUCAGCGAGACCAUUACUGACCUCUACAUCAUGUGCAAGAAGCACAAGCCAAUCUUUCAGCAUAUGACACAGCUGCUAGACGACAACGAUGCCCAGCUAUUAGCUGACACAUUGGAUGCCAAUGGGGCGCUUCUGACGACAAUGCAACGCUAUAACCAGCUUGUGCCAUCGCCCACAAAGAACACUGCUCCAGGAGCAGCACCUGCCCAGAGCCAGACACCAACAACAACAGCAGCAACAGCAACAAGUUCCAGCAACGAAUUGUUAAUCAAUGAACUGCUGGGCGAUCUGCUCAUUGGCAGCCUUGAAAAUGGAGCAGAACCAGCAGCUGCGGCUGGAGCAAAAGCAAAAACUUGCACGGCCUCCGCUUCCGCUUCCACUUCCACUUCUGCUUCUGCUCCCGCUACAGCCGAUCCUUUGGCUGAUCUGAGCGACAUCUUUAGCAGCGCUUUGGCUGAAAGCGAGUCCAAACAAUCGACUGAGAAAGCCGGCUCUGGCUUGCUGAAGCCUGAGGUGCUCAGUCAGUGCACGGCCAGCGAUGGCCUGGGAAAUGGCUCCAGCUGCAGCUCCAGUUCGGAUUCCUCGCGCAAGCCGGGCACAGAACGGAAAAUGCCACAGAUUGAUGUGCUGAGCGAGGAGCUCUUCCAGAAGAUAUUGCCCAGCCAGGAGAGAAUGAGCAGCUUCAAGCGUGAUCCCGAGAAGGUAACCCUCAACGAUAUGGCCAAAGAAAGGAUGCAGAUAAAGGCACCCGAGGUGGCACAGACACAGACACAGACACAACCACUAGCAGUAGCAGCUGCAGCUGCCGCAGAGCUCGUUGAUGAUGUUCCCCUGCUAAGCGAUGCUCCGCUCACCGUUGAGCAGGAGCCACAGCAGGAGACAGCGCCCCAGCAGACACAUCUCAGCGAUAUCAGCAUCGAGUUGGACAAUGUCCAAGCAACCGGCGAGCAGCGUGUGGUGCUCGACGAUGAUGAUAUGCAGCUCAGCUUGAACUUUACCAGCGAUCGGCCCGGCCACCGUGUCUCUGUGAUUGUGAUUUCGGCGCAGAACAAGAGCCGUCAGCCUGUGCGGGACUUUCAUUUCGAGGCGAGCGUCAAGAAGCCAUGCAAGGUGCGCCUGCUGCCGCCCACGGAGAGCGCCAUGCCACCGCACAAGCCAUUUCGUCCAGCCACGCCCAUCAAUCAGGUGAUGCUGCUGCUCAAUCCCACCGGCAAGGCCGUAGAUGUCACCUGCAUUGUGGGCUAUAAACUGGGCGACGAUCCCGAUCCCAUUAAAGAGUCAAUUGUGGCCCAAAACAUUGCCUAUGUGGAUUAAAAAUUUAAGCAGAAAGCAAAU